CAGACAAUGGAAGCCAAACUAAUGUGAAUUGGACAGCAGAAACGUUCAAGAAAAAGAGUGAAACUCCAAAGCACAAAGAAGAAGGGAUGCACGGCAACUAUGCACAUUAAGAAGGUUGAGGUCUUCCCAGACUUUGAAAUUGCAGUGCAAGGAUGUACGAAGAACCGGAUCACCAUGCUGAAGUCUGCUGCAUUGACUAACUUGUCACAACAACUUAAUGGAGACAAUCUACCAAGGUCUGAGAUACUUUACCUCACAAUAACAAAGAUGCCAUGCCACACAGAACAUGACUUUGGCAACUUCAUGAAGUAUGGACAGACAGUGGACCGUAGUAUUAUUGAAAGAAUAAAUGACCUCGUUCAGGAAGGCAUUACGUCUGUGCAUGAAGUGAAGACAUGCCUUCGUUACUAUGUACAGGACGUACUCUUCAAUGGUAAAGAAAAACCUGAUCUAGACUGCAGAGCGUUUUACCCAACAUCUACUGACAUCCGCAACCGUAUCCAGGAAUCUUUGAGGCAAGGACGCUGUAGCAAUCUAGAUCAGGAGAAUGUUGCAAUGCUGGUAUCUGCACUGGAAGGAGAAGAACCAACAUCAAAGGUGCUCUUCCGACCAUAUUGCUACACAAGUGAAGCAAAAACGACAAUCCCCGAGGCUGACGAUGACCAGAUUAAUGUAGAGGAGACCUCGGCAAAACAAUGCGACAGGACCUUGCUGUUCUGCUAUCAGUCUCGCUUCAUGGCACAACUACUAAAGCAGUAUGGCAACAAUGUGACAUGCCUUGAUGCCACAAACAAGACAAUAGAUUACAACUUGCCACUGUUUUUGCUUGUCGUAAAAACACCCACGAUUUACAUGGUGGCAGGUGUUUUUGUGGUGCAGUACGAAACAAGUGCGUGCAUCAGCGAGGAACUCAAGUGUGUUUAUAAGGUGGAAUCCUGAGUACUUGUCUAAGUAUUUCAUGGUGGACUCUUGCCACGCUGAAAUAAGUUCGAUUUCUGAAGUCUUCCCACAGAGUGAACUCAUGCUGUGCAACUUCCACAGUGAACAGGCGUGGGAGAGGUGGGUGAAAAGGAAGGAAAAUGAUGUCCUUCUAGACCAAAAGGAUGCCCUACUUGGUCACUUUCACAAAAUAGCCAAUUCAAGCAGCAGGGAGGAA
Molecule: messenger RNA, 1156 nt
Organism: Rhipicephalus sanguineus (brown dog tick)
Lineage: Eukaryota; Metazoa; Arthropoda; Arachnida; Ixodida; Ixodidae
Exons: 2
Coding region: 100-939 (279 amino acids)
Molecular function (GO): DNA-binding transcription factor activity
Source: RefSeq, a predicted model, not a curated record